UCGAGCGUGCGGUCAGUGCUGCGAGGAAGAAGGAAGGGGAGGAACGGCCGCCGGGCUGCGGCGAGGAAAGCGAGAGGGCAUGGCGUCGGCGAUCCGCUCCGCCGGUGCGCUCCGCCGUCGACUUCCGUUGCUCCUCCGCUCCAGCACGGGGUUUCCUGCGCGCGCGCUUGAGGAGGAGCGGCGCUGCCUGGCCCGGCCCCUCACCGGAAACCCUCCUCGCCUCUUCAGCUCCGAUUCCGGCGGCCGCGGGUCGUCCUACAAGCAUCCCUGCAAGUUCAACCUGGGGUGCAAAAAGCAUAUGGAGGGCCAGCUUGCAUACCUUAGGAUGGCAGCGGAGAAAGAUGCUCGUGACUGGAGAGAGAUGAGGGAAAUACUUGAAGCAUCGGCGCAAAGACAAGCAGAGCACGAUGAAGAGUGCAAGCGACAGGACAAGGUCGUAAACUGUGCUGCCGCCGUUCUGUUCCUCGCGUUGUUUGCAGGCCACAUGUUCUUUCGCUGAAUCAAGAAAUAGGUUGUGAUCGCCCUUGAUUGCCUUCUCCCUGCACUCUGUGCUUUAUGCAUUUAAACUAUGUGUCUCAACAGUAGGCAAGGCACUUCUAUAUGGUUAAACUUUUGGAUCCUCUCCUCAGUGCCGCGUGAAGUAUUUUCUUAGCACAGCUCACAUCAGGAUUUCACCCACUCAUGCAUGAGAAUGCAGAUUCUUAUGGGUAUGAAGUAUGACUAUUUCAGUAUUGCUAUGUCGUAACACCGAUGAUUACAAUGCCGGGGCAUUUUCGCGCUCCAUCUCUUUU
Triticum dicoccoides is the source of this 791-nucleotide messenger RNA. RefSeq lists its product as uncharacterized. The coding region runs from base 80 to 499 and encodes 139 amino acids. The transcript is spliced from 3 exons. Lineage: Eukaryota; Viridiplantae; Streptophyta; Magnoliopsida; Poales; Poaceae. The record is from RefSeq and is a predicted model, not a curated record.